Molecule: messenger RNA, 780 nt
Organism: Meyerozyma guilliermondii ATCC 6260
Lineage: Eukaryota; Fungi; Ascomycota; Pichiomycetes; Serinales; Debaryomycetaceae
Product: serine/threonine protein kinase
Exons: 1
Coding region: 1-780 (259 amino acids)
Biological process (GO): protein phosphorylation
Cellular component (GO): EKC/KEOPS complex; cytosol; nucleus
Molecular function (GO): protein serine/threonine kinase activity; ATP binding
Source: RefSeq, a predicted model, not a curated record
AUGACCGACGCUAUAGUAGCUGAUGCGCAGAGGUAUUUACACAAUAUACCGCUCGAGGUAGUAUCGCAAGGUGCAGAGGCACUUGUAUUUUCAACAGAUGUGCAUCCAUACUUGUCCAAAGCGGACCAAAAAUCAUCCAUAAUCAAGUAUCGGCCUCCCAAGCCUUAUCGUCAUCCCAAGAUAGAUGCUUCUCUUACACGGUCUCGUACUAUUGGAGAGGCCAAGUUUAUGGCGAGACUAGCCAAAUUGGGUCUCAAUUGCCCGGGAUUGAUCCUGGUGGACGUAAGUCAUGGUAUAAUAUGGAUGGAGUUUAUAGGCACCAAGUUGGCCAAUGGCAGUAUAAGCUCUCUUAAAAACUGGUUAUGGAUAUUGGAAAAGACUGGAAACAAGGGCAAGUGUGAGUCGCUGGAUGUGGAGAUAAUUAUGAAUUCCGUUGGUGAAUUAAUAGGACGGUUGCAUUUGAACGACAUGAUACAUGGCGAUCUUACUUCGUCCAACAUAAUUUUAAUUGACGACCAAACCCAAGCCUCGUUAAUAGACUUUGGCUUAUCGUCAUAUUCUGGUCUUGCCGAGGAUAAAGCAGUUGACUUGUACGUUUUGGAGCGGGCCAUCAUGAGCACUCAUUCUUUAUACGCUGAAAAGUACAACAAAUGGCUUCUUUCUGGCUACGAAAACGCACAUAAAAACGCUGGAAAGCGAGGGAGCACUAAAUUGACGGAAACCAUCAAAAAGCUCGAAGAUGUACGUCUACGUGGUAGAAAGAGAAGCAUGCUUGGUUAA